AUGCAUGCCAAAAUAGUAGACCAAAAUAUACACUAUGAACUGGUCAGCAAUGGUGUCUAUCCUCUUUUUCCAAACACUGCUCAAGAACAUGAAAAGCAUGAUUUGUUAAUCUCAUUUAUUCUACAAGCCUCUUCUUUCAACGAAAGUGAAAUAAUUACAAAUUUGAAAUCUGCAUCUGACAUAACUGAACGUGGGCUUACCAGCGAGACAAAGUCAUCUAGCUAUGAAGUUAAGGAGGGAGAAACACUAAUAUUUACUCUGGAAUCAAAUGAACUACCAAACUUACAAGCUUCUGUUUUCAUUGACAAGGAGCAAAAGAGUUUUUCAGAUAUGAAAAAACAAAUAUUUAUGGGGAAAUUAGAACACAAUCAAUAUCCAGUGAUUGUUAAAGUAUUCAGACAACCCACAUCAAAAUUACAGAACUUUUUCUAUUCCCCUCGCUUCCAAACAUCUAUUUUUUUACCUACCGUAUAUUUGGACCCAAUUUUAAAGAAGAGAAGUACUGAUACCAUUAAGGAUUGUAUAAUGGAAGUUUCAUUAUAUGGAAAUGUUUUGAAUAUCAAUCAAGUGAUGGAAAACAAACUGGACACUUUCAAACAAUUAUUGUUCGAAUUGCAUAGAGUUCAUUCACAACAUAUUAUUCAUAAUGAUAUCAAACCAAGCAAUAUUGUUUUAUUUGAUUAUCAAGGAAGGAAAACUUACAACUUUAUUGAUUUUGAAAUGGCUCGUUUUUUUGUGAAAGAGAAUGGAGAUUGUACAUUCCUCUCCUUUGAUACUUCUCGAAGUGCAAUUAUUAAAUCCAAAGCAGGGACACAACAAUACAAUCCACCUGAAAAAUUAGAUGGUGGAGACGGAUGUAUCCAUCCAAAAACGGAUAUCUAUUCGCUUGGACAAGUUUUUAUUGAGAUAAUUGUUGGAAGAUGUUCAAUGGAUUCCAUUAUGAAUCUUAAUAAUAUUAAAGACCGUUGUAAUGAAAUUCAUCCUGAUCUAUUCGAAAUGCUUCAAAAAAUGGUUAAUUCAAAUAGAAAAGAAAGACCAACAGCACUUGAGUGUUUGCACAUGCUUGGCGCAAAUAUUGAUUCCUUUAUUCCAAACAACUUUUCAGAUUUGUUUUUUCCAAAAGACAACAACAAUUCCUUAGUAACCAUUGACAAGAAAGAACUAAAUCUUGACCAUCAACCAAUAAUUCAAUCAGAUGUUAAUCUUUCUGAACAAGAGGAAAGCUCACCUCUUUCACCUUGUUGCUCAUGCAACAAGACCGUCAAAUGUGCCAACAGUAGAUGUCCAUGUUUCAAAUAUAAUAAUGCUUGUACUAAUUGUACUUCCGCAAACUGUAAAAACAAUAAGAAGAGAAAGCUUAAAGAUCAAGGAGGUAAAAAGAAAAAGAAAUAA
Messenger RNA from Naegleria gruberi, 1392 nucleotides. RefSeq lists its product as uncharacterized. The record is from RefSeq and is a predicted model, not a curated record. Gene Ontology annotation, biological process: mitotic DNA damage checkpoint signaling; protein phosphorylation. Gene Ontology annotation, cellular component: nucleus; cytoplasm. Bases 1 to 1392 code for a protein of 463 amino acids. The transcript has a single exon. NCBI's taxonomy places the organism in Eukaryota, Heterolobosea, Eutetramitea, Acrasida, Naegleriidae. Gene Ontology annotation, molecular function: ATP binding; protein serine/threonine kinase activity.